GGUGGUGACAGCAGCAGGAGGCGGGGCUGCCGCAGCCCCAGGAGCAGCAGAAGCAGCAGCAAAAGCAAGAGCUGGAGCGGGAGCCGGAGCAGCAGCAGCCGCGGGAGCCCCACUGCGUGAAGAAGUGAGCGCAGAGCUGUCUCCGUGGCAGCAGUGGGAGUAGGACCCGCAGCUGCAGGGGACGUUCAGCGGCAGCGGCUGCGCCUCCGCAGCUCGGAAGCCGGGCAGGCGGGCGGGAAGCCAAAGCCGAGCGCGCCCAGGUUGCCCCGGCGGGGCCAUGGUGCCACCUCUGCGCCCGACGCUCCGGGCGAGCCCGGGGCCCCCGCCGCCUCUGCUGCUCGGGCUGUUGCUGCUACUGCUGCAACUGUGUAGGGGUCUGCGCGCCGAGGACAGCGGCGCCAUGGAAGAGAUAGCCACCGAGAAGGAGGCGGAGGAGAGCCACCGGCAGGACAGCGUGAGCCUUCUGACGUUCAUCCUGCUCCUCACCCUCACCAUCCUCACCAUCUGGCUCUUCAAACACCGCCGGGUGCGCUUCCUGCAUGAGACCGGCCUGGCUAUGAUCUAUGGACUCAUUGUUGGGGUGAUCCUACGGUAUGGCAUUCCUGCUACCAGUGGCCAUGAUAAGUCUCUCAGCUGUUCUCAAGAAGACAGGCCAUUCAGUACUCUGCUGGUCAAUGUCAGUGGGAAGUUCUUUGAGUAUACAUUAAAAGGAGAAAUUAGCCCCGGAAAGAUCAACAAUGUUGAACAGAAUGACAUGCUGAGAAAGGUAACUUUUGAUCCAGAAGUAUUUUUCAAUAUUUUGCUGCCUCCAAUUAUUUUCCAUGCUGGAUAUAGUUUAAAGAAGAGACACUUUUUCAGGAAUCUUGGGUCUAUUCUGGCUUAUGCUUUCUUAGGGACUGCCGUCUCCUGUUUCAUUAUUGGGAAUCUCAUGUAUGGCGUGGUGAAGCUCAUGAAGCUGGUAGGACAGCUCUCUGACAAAUUUUACUACACAGAUUGUCUCUUGUUUGGAGCAAUUAUCUCUGCCACUGAUCCAGUGACUGUACUGGCCAUAUUUAAUGAACUACAUGCUGAUGUGGACCUCUAUGCCCUUCUGUUCGGAGAAAGUGUCCUAAAUGAUGCUGUGGCCAUAGUGUUAUCCUCGUCUAUUGUUGCCUACCAGCCAACUGGGUUGAAUACACAUGCUUUUGAUGCAGCAGCAUUCUUUAAAUCUGUAGGUGUGUUCCUGGGAAUAUUUAGUGGCUCCUUCGCCAUGGGAGCAGUGACUGGAGUCGUGACAGCUCUAGUGACCAAGUUUACCAAGCUUCACUGCUUCCCCCUGCUGGAGACUGCUCUCUUUUUCUUAAUGUCCUGGAGUACCUUCCUUUUAGCAGAAGCUUGUGGGUUCACAGGUGUUGUCGCUGUCCUCUUCUGUGGAAUUACCCAAGCUCAUUACACUUACAACAACCUGUCAGUGGAGUCAAGAAGUCGAACCAAGCAACUUUUUGAAGUGCUCCACUUCUUGGCAGAGAACUUUAUCUUCUCCUACAUGGGCUUAGCCCUGUUCACCUUCCAGAAACACAUUUUCAGCCCUAUAUUCAUCAUUGGAGCUUUUAUUGCCAUCUUCCUGGGAAGAGCUGCCCAUAUUUACCCUCUCUCCUUCUUCUUGAAUCUGGGCAGAAGACAUAAGAUCGGCUGGAACUUUCAGCAUAUGAUGAUGUUUUCAGGCCUUCGGGGAGCAAUGGCUUUCGCGCUGGCCAUUCGGGACACUGCAACCUACUCUCACCAGAUGAUGUUCUCCACCACCCUGCUGAUUGUCUUCUUCACGGUUUGGAUCAUCGGUGGAGGCACAACCCCCAUGUUAUCAUGGCUGAACAUAAGAGUUGGAGUUGAUCCAGAUCAAGACCCACCACCCAGCAAUGACAGCUUUCAAGUCUUACAGGGGGAUGGUCCAGAUGCUGCGAGAGGAAACCGGACAAAGCAGGAAAGUGCCUGGAUAUUCAGGCUGUGGUAUAGCUUUGACCACAAUUACUUGAAGCCUAUUCUCACUCACAGUGGACCACCACUAACUACAACCCUCCCAGCAUGGUGUGGCCUGCUAGCUCGAUGCCUGACCAGCCCACAAGUAUAUGAAAAUCAGGAACAACUGAGAGAUGAAGACUCUGAUUUUAUACUGAACGAUGGCGAUCUCACUCUGACCUACGGAGACAGCACCAUCACAGCGAACGGCUCCUCUGGCUCCCACACAGCCACCACAAGCCUUGAGGGCAGAAGAACGAAAAGCGGCUCAGAGGAGGCUCUAGAACAAGACCUGGGAAUGGGCGACCAUGAAGUUUCAAGCAGGGGCACCCGACUGGUAUUUCCUUUGGAAGACAAUGCAUGACCCCCACAUCCCUCAAGCAUAAGGGUAGGCCCAUAGCCAGGGUAAGGAGGGGUUACAGGCCCUCGUGUCGUUUGUGGUGGAGGAUGCUCAGUGACUGCAACUAACACUUCUAUUACCAGUGGUUUUAUUGAGGUCUGAAGAUCCAAACCUUAAUGUGACUUCCCCCUGCCCCCAACUUCCUCCAAGAAGUUAAAAGAUGCAGAUGGUGGGGUUAAAGUGUCUCCCAAUCAAGACAUAUAUGAACCUAUUCCCACUUUCUCACACAGUAGUACACCGAAUCCUCUUUUUUUUUUUUAAUAGCAUGCUGUAAUGAUCUGUUAACUCAUUCAUAUGCAGUCCUUGAGCUAAGGAGAAGCAAGUUGGGAGGAGGGGCUACCCCCUAAAGAUGAUUCAGGUUGUUAAUUUAGAUCAGGUCUCUCUUGGGCUGCAAGGUGGGAGAUAGGGGAAAACAGGAUCUCAAUGGAAAUAAAGCAUGGACCUCCAAGAGAUGGGGAAACCAGUGUUAAAUGAUUCACAUAUAAAGAAAUGGUAUAAAAUGGCAGCUCCAAAGCCUGGGGCUAUACGAACAUCUUAUUCUGGGAUUCAUGACUUUGAAAGCCCACUCUAUUUCAUCAUGAGAAAAGAAUGGAAAGGAGGCGGUUUCUCUGGAUGUUUUCAAGAAAAAAAUGUUUAGUGUUCCUGGAAUGUUUGAAACCAAAGGCAAAGUAAGGCACAUUGGGGGAAAGGAAGUGGGGGUUGGGGGUUGAAGCCCACAGCAGGCCCGACUUCUAGAGCCUAACCCUGAGCUGUUACUGACGGGAAUAUAAAGAUUGACUUGGCUAUUCUCCUGCACUGAAAUGGCUGUAAUGAAUGACUGGACAUUAAGGAAGCUUAGGGGAAGAAGAGGAUAAAGGACCUUCUAGGGGUAAGAGGAAUUUGAUUUGGGGAGGGAAAAGAUGCAACUGGGAUGGGAGGAAAUAGAUUUUACAGCACAAGAAGUGUAUCACAAUGAAAAUAGUUUUCUAAAGGACCGUCAAAACUCUCUUAAUAAUGUUUUCUGAAUUGACAAAGGCCUGAGAUGCUGGCAACAGCAUGGCUAACUAUUGGAGGGCUGAAAUUCUUAGGAACUGAUAACAAGGGUAGAGUUGAGAGAUGCCCUUCCUUUGAUCUAAAUAAUGCCUACACUGAGGGAGCAUUGCCUGCUACAGGGUUAAAAGACUUUAUCAUCUUGGUCAUCUCUUGGACACACCACUCAGUGUCAUGCUAAGAAAAAAUAAAAAAGAGGGCAGUAUUCUUGGUACUUAAGGAGACUAACUGUGUGUGAAUGGAUGGUGGUUUUGGGUUUGCUGUUUUUUUUUUUGCUUUGUUAAUAGUAUGAAUUUUUCUAUGUGAUCUCUACUGCCUGUCAAAGAUACCUAAGAGGACUGAAAUACCAAAAGAAUUCUCUGCAGAAAUGUAACUUUUUCUCCCAUCUUUCAGCUUUGAUACUAGAAUAUAUGGGGACCCCAUUUAUUUAAACAUACUGAGAACACAUCAGUUUUUUUUUUAUUAGUCCAAGUAAAAUAGUUUCUCAUCACACUGUAAAUUACCUUUACCUGGUUUUUCACAGUGGGUACUCAUUAAGUGAGGCAUUCAUCAUAGCCCCCUAAAGUUUUAGAAUUAAAAAAAUGAAAUCAAGGUUUCAGUGCAUUCAAAAUGAUUUUAUAAAUGUUAUUUACUGUUAAGGUAGAGCCUGAACACAUAGAAUUUAAUCCUUAAAAUGAGAAACUACCUCCUCAGUCAUGUCCCUUCAAUAGAAGAACAUCUGGUAAGACUGUGGUGGAUGAAACUUCAUCUCUGUGCUUUUUAAAGAACCUAAUGAAAUUCAAAAUCAGAUAUUAAAGCUACUUCUUUAGGGAGCCUGGAUAGUCAGGAGAGUACUUGAGAUAUAACACCAACAGACAAACUAAGCAGCUUUCUCAGAAAAUCUUUGGCAGAGCAGAGUUUCUGUUGUGGGGUCCUGCCACCCAAUUAGAGCUGUCAAGCAGGAUAGCAGUGUGAAUGGCUGUGUGUGUGCAGCUUGGUACAAAGGACCAACAGAGAAUCUUUACCCAUUAAGACACAGUCUUAUCUAAGGACAAGCUUUUCUACAGUAUUGAUUUUUUGUUUUGUUUUGGUUUCCAAGACACUCCCACCUCAAAUUCAACAUCUGUUUAUUUAAAUUAACAUUAGAAGGAAGGAACACACUGGCAAAGACCUCCUGAGGGUUGGGUGGGCCUUACUUCCAACAAAACCUGCUCACACCUCACUGCCAUUAAUGGCAUGGAGUUACUACUGUCUUAAAUUUCUAGGAAAAGUUACUGUUAAUUACAGGAAAUUGCCAUAGUGGGGAAAAACCUGCUGAGUUUCUGCCAUCAUAAUCUGAAUUCAUCUGUGCCUCAAAUACAUAGACAAAAGAUCUGUGUUGUGGGUUUUUCUUCACCACAAACACUUCGCUCUGAGCCACCCGAAUAGGAACAGUAGAGAAUUUGUCAAAACUAGGAAUCUCUUUAGUAGUUCUUGUCCUUUUCCUGUGACUUUCCCCUAAUACUUACCAUGUGGCUCUCUUGGUCUUGAAAAUAGAAAGAAUAACUAUGACCUAACUGCAGGUCCUGGGAAGAUUUGUUCGUCUUUGACAACAUGAUUUCAACCUUAAACAUACCAUGUCACUGUUCCCUGAAGAUGCAGUAACAGUUUAGAAAGCCAGUUGUCCACGAUAGUAGUACUAGCUGUCUUUCACUUCAAGGCCAAAUUGUCUUUUACCAACCUUAUGGAAAACCAAACCAAAAAUAUGAACAAAAAUGGAUCAUUUGACUAAAUGAUCCACACAGAUCUGAAAAAUGGAAAUCUGGUAUUUCUGAGGCUCAUUCUCCAAUGUGGGACUGUUUUAUUCUGGGGUAUGAUGUGUCUGUCCUUCUAGGGAGUACAUUAGAGACAGGUUCCUACCAUUUAACAAUUAAGUCUGAAGUGCUGAGCCUGCUCAAGCAGUCACACAUUCAUCAGCAACCCAGGAGGAAAGAAUUUUCAUUCAGGGGAUUAGAAAAUUAGACAUUCCAUAAAUUCCAGCUGAGUGUUUGAAAAUCUUGAUGGAGGAGCCAAGGUAUGCGUGCCCCUAUGUGGAGAGGGCAUUACAAAGCCUUGAUUCCUGUGUGUGGUAAAAACAAAGUUUGUUGUUGUUGCUUCAAGUGAAAGACAGCUGUGUGCUAAAAACCCUUGCCAAUUCUGCUGUUACCAGGGCAGCAUCACAGCAGCCUUCUGUUUCUGAGACAUGCCAGAUGCUUGCUCUAAAGAUAUCACACCUAGAAAACUCCUAUCAUCUUGGAAUAAAUACUUGAAAAGGAUGCUCAAGAUUUCCUCCUCUUCAAACUGGCUCUGAUGAUCCCCCUACAUUUUAGUGUACAUUAGGAACCAAUUCUGGAUCUAGGCUGAUAUGCUGACACUGAUGGAACUGAUAGUGAACACAGGAUUCCUGAUCUCAAAGGAAGGAGGCUUUCAGGAGGCAGUACACCUUGUUCUUACAAAAUAAAUGUCAGUAGUACCAAAAUUUUGAGUAUUGCCAUCAUUCUCACACUCACCCCCCCUCCCCACUGAACAAAAAGAGUCCCAAUAAUGACUCCUUUGGAAGACCCAGACUUAGCUUUCUCUCUUGGAGAAGCAGUUUGUGGCAUUUUGAUAUGAAAUUGGUAUACAAUUGUAGUAAAGGGAAUAAUGGCUCCCUCAGGGUCUUCUUGAAGAUAAACAUAGGAAGGGUACAAGUGACUCACUCAGGCCUUGGCCAGCCUGAGCACUUGCUGGACCAACAAGACAAAUAAGCUUGGAUGCAUGAUAGCCAGAGAGCAUCUUGUAAGGAGAAAAUGUUUCCAUUAAGUUGAUGGCAAAAAGCUCUUUAGCUUGGGCCCCAGGCCAGUGAAAUAUCAUCUGUCAUUUGAAGUAAUUUCAAAAAUCAGAAAAAGACAACCCCAGGUGCAAAAUAAGGCAUUAAAGAAAUUUCUGACAAGAUGAAAGAUUUCAGGGGAAGGAAAAAGGUUGAAAGUUCCCCAAAGU
Messenger RNA from Trichosurus vulpecula (common brushtail), 6400 nucleotides. RefSeq names its product solute carrier family 9 member A7 (gene SLC9A7). The coding region runs from base 278 to 2359 and encodes 693 amino acids. Gene Ontology annotation, biological process: proton transmembrane transport; sodium ion transport; regulation of pH. Gene Ontology annotation, molecular function: sodium:proton antiporter activity. Gene Ontology annotation, cellular component: membrane; recycling endosome. Lineage: Eukaryota; Metazoa; Chordata; Mammalia; Diprotodontia; Phalangeridae. The record is from RefSeq and is a predicted model, not a curated record. The transcript has 16 exons.